Molecule: messenger RNA, 813 nt
Organism: Mytilinidion resinicola
Lineage: Eukaryota; Fungi; Ascomycota; Dothideomycetes; Mytilinidiales; Mytilinidiaceae
Product: YjgF-like protein
Exons: 5
Coding region: 262-669 (135 amino acids)
Cellular component (GO): cytosol; mitochondrion
Molecular function (GO): deaminase activity
Source: RefSeq, a predicted model, not a curated record
UCAGCCUGGUCUCUCGAAUGCAAAAUAUCGGCAUUUUCUGGAAAGAUAAUAUUCCUGCAUCUCAGAUUAGGACUGCAGUAAACAAUUGAGAAAGGGUGCAAGUGUUCGUAGAGGACACGCGAAGGACUCAAUGUGAGCCCUAACUGUAGAAUAGUGGUUGGCUCCGAUUUGUCAGCCUCCAAAGACUUGCCAUCGACAUCCCUUCCCCUUGCUACCAUCUCACUCAAUCCUACUCUGUAGAAAUCCGAUCUGAGAUCAACCAUGGCAUCCAAGCAAGCAGUAUCCACGACGAAGGCGCCCGCGCCUUUGCCUCAAUUUUCUCUCGCGAUCAAGUAUAAUGGCAUGGUUUACUGCUCCGGGUCCAUUGGCGUCAAUCCGGCGACGAAGAAGCUCGCUGAGGGUGGUAUCAAGAGCGAGACCCGUCAAGCCAUCCAAAACCUCGUCGCCGUGCUCGAGGAAGCUGGCAGCAGCUUAGCGAACAUCGUCAAGGUGAACAUCUUCCUCACGACCAUGGAUCACUUCAAGACGAUGAAUGAGGCGUACGAUGAGUUUUUUGGAGCUAUUGAGCCUAAGCCGUGCCGGACUUGUGUUGCGGUCUAUCAACUCCCAUUCGGGGCGUUGGUUGAGUUGGAGUGUACUGCAUUUCUGAGUCCUGAAGCGAAACUAUAGAAGUCCUGUGUUGAAAGAGAAAAAAGCUUUGCCUAUUUGGAGGUACGAUAAGCCUUUGCAAGUGUAUUACACAACCUAGAUAAACAACAAAAGGUCGGAAAAAGAAAAGCUCGACGAACGCUCUUGAGCCUCCUCUCUUGGGCC